Molecule: messenger RNA, 3413 nt
Organism: Geodia barretti
Lineage: Eukaryota; Metazoa; Porifera; Demospongiae; Tetractinellida; Geodiidae
Source: the annotation of a GenBank genome assembly
CUUUUCCACUCUUCGUGCACGUGCAGCUCCGCCUCCUAAUCUGUAGUUCCACUCCCAUUCCCAUGCGGUCUGGUACGGAGACGCAGCAGGCAUGCGGAUAAGAGUGGGCGUGUACCCUCACUGUAAUUUAGGAGCUAGCUCGGCUCUAGUGCAGUCUGCGUGCAUCUUGGUCGCUGGCUGCCUUCUACUCGUUGCUAGCUGCUGACGGUCUCUUGUGACAGAGCGGGAGACGCGGCAUAGAAAUGGAUGAGCUAGAAAUAAAGGCAAGGGAGGUGCUGGCCACUCUCGGGGAUUUCUUCAACGACCACCCACCUGAACUACAGUGGAGCAGGGACGCUCAGCUUCUCGCAUCUGUACAGCAACCCAAGGUCCUGGACAGCGUGGUGAUGACGGCUCUUGUAGAGAGGGCUCGCCAGCUGGUGGACCGGGAGGAAAACAUGCUACAUCUCUCGGGCCACGUUGUGGUAAACACAAACAACAACAACAACAACGGGUGAUGUUUGUGUUGACAGGUGGUGGGAGACAUCCACGGACAGUGCUGUGAUGUGCUGAGUGUUCUAGAGCACACCAGAGGAGAGGAUAUGGUGUGGCCAGCAGCUGAGGCUGACCCAGAGCUCUCACUGGUGCCCAAGGGUCACAGAAGCAGAGCCAACUGUGUCAGCGAGGGUUCCCCGGGUGAGGGUCGAAGAUGGAGCAAAUCCAGCUCAUGUGGAGCUCGCAGACACUCUGACGCCACCUCAACCAAUGGGGGAGAUAACGAGAGAGUCAACUGCCACCUACCGGCUCUCCCUGAUCCUUCCUCGUCCAGGGAGGGAGAGGAGGGAGACGUCGAGUUGAGAUUAACGACCGCCUGCCAGGCAAAGUACCUCUUCCUCGGCGACUACGUGGAUCGAGGCUGUUUCUCGUGUGAGGUAAUCGCGUUCCUUCUGGCGCUGAAGGUGGCCCACCCCAACCGGGUGUUUUUACUCCGGGGUAACCACGAGAGUCGGUGUAUGACGUCGCGGGAGUACAAGGAGGGGAACAGUUUCCGGUCGGAGUGCGAGGAGAAGUUUGGCCGGGAGGUGUACGAGGCCUGCAUGACGUGUUUUGAUUGUCUCCCGAUCUCGGCAGUGGUGGAGAACAGACUGGGCCGAUGGCUCUGUUGCCACGGGGGACUGGGACCAAAGCUGACCUCCCUGGAGGUGGUGGGAUCACUGGAGCGCCGGACGGAGCCUCCCCUCUCGGGGGCCAUCUGUGACCUCCUCUGGGCCGACCCCCUACUGGAGGAGGUCCUUGGCUACAGACUCUCUGACAAGGACUACGCCGAGUUUCUGGAGCUGGAUUUCCUCCCGAACCCUCCCAGAGGGUGCUCCUAUUUCUACGGCUACGCAGCCCUCAAACCGUUCCUCGAGUCUCAUAAACUGCUGGGCAUCAUCAGAGCACACCAGUGCAAGGAGGAGGGAGUGAGUUACUCGUAUACUGACAACAGAGAAGUUGUUUUCCCGUUUCCCUACGUAACAACCGUCUUCUCCGCCUCAAACUACUGUGGUUCCUAUGGAAACAAGGGAGCCGUCAUGAUCUUCUACCCCGACGACAUACAGGUUCUAAAGUUCAGCAGCAGUGGUGAGACGUGGGUGGAGAGGGCUCCUUACCAUCCACCUGAUGUCACAGUACCAGUCAAACCUGCUGAACCGGAAAAGAAGGAAGUUGCUCCGGUAAAGACUGAGGAGAAUAUGGGCGGAGCAGAAGAGGGCGGAGUCAAGCCGUACAUUCCACCGCCGCCCCCUCUGCCACCCAUCAUGGCUCCCGUCCCAGAGGAAGAGCCAGAGCAGGGAGGAGAGGAAGAGGAGAGGGAGGAAGAACGAGACAAGAAGGAGGCGAUACCAAGACGACCAAUGAGGUCUCAGACUAUAAACUACAGAUCACUGAGCGUCCAGGAAUCCAAUAGUUUCAGGAGGAAAAGUCUGGUGAACCUCAAGAGGGGCAGGACAGGGGAAGGGGGUAGCUACAGGUUCCAGGCGGCUCUCAGAAGAGACUCCGUUCACGAGCUGCAUCCUGGCUGGAACAGCAUCAGGAAACUGGGCCGGGCCGUCGGGAGGGUGCAAAUAUCUCGCAGAUCACUGGAAAAGGGCGUGGCAGCCAGGACACCCAGCCCGGACCCACCCACCGACCUCUCGGACUCCAUCUCCAAGAGCCUGCUGGACAAGAUUGGGGAGAGCGACAUGAACCAGAUCAAACUGGUGUUUGACUCCAUCGACAAGAACAGAGACGGUCAGCUGAGUCUGGCUGAGCUGGAGCAGUUUGCUGCUAACCUCGGCAGUAGCAGUGGCAUGGAGAGUGCAGGGUUCACGGAGCAGGUCAAGAGAAUCCUCCACCAGAUGGACGAAGACAAAGAUGGUUGUGUCAGCUUCGAAGAGUUCACACACUACAUGGCCGCCGUCUCCCUGCUCCAGGCCUCCACCCCUUCCCAGCCAGCCACACCCAACCCCGCCCCUUCCCAUGCCACGUUGGCAUAACAACCACUCCCCCUUCUCGUGUUAAUUUGGUCGUCUGUAUUAUAGAGAGCUGUAUUACUUGUGCCAUAAUAAUUAUUGUUCCUAGUAUUUUACCCAUAGUAUUUAUUGGUCCACUAGGUACUAUAUAGUUUUUUAGAGCAUCUUAAAAUUUUUUGCGGUCUGUCUAUAUUAUUUUUGUACUAUGUGACAGUGCAUUCUUCUUUGCUUUACUAAAACCUGUGUGACCAGUGGGCUCUAUAUGGAAAAGACAAUCAACCACAACAAUAGAAACAGCAGUUGUAACGCACUACAAUGUGAGCAAUGCACACCGUCUAUAAGAGUAGCCAGUGUUAGUAUAGACUCGCAGUCUACUAGGACGGGAGCUGUGAGUACAGCUGGACAAAUGUAGCCAUGUACUUUGACUUGAGGAAAGGUCUCCUCAAUUUGAAGGUUGGGGUGAGACCGUUGUUGUCCACGGAGAAUGGCUCCGACUCCAGGAAUAUGGCCUUGGCCUGUUCAAAGGAAUGCAGUCCACCCUCUUUCCCAGUCUGUGUCAUGUCCUUGUGUAUCAGCUUCUUCAACUCCUGUGUCUGACAAAGAUCCUCAAAAGUCUCAGUCUUCCGGUUGUCUUUGGCCCACUUCAAGACAACCUCUUCAUCGGGCACCACGAUGGCAACCAGAGCCGCCUUCAGACUGUCUCCAUAGACGUACGUCUGUGCCACAUACUUGCUGGUGAUGUACAUGUUCUCAAUCUUCUCUGGAGCGAUGUACUCCCCCUAUGCCAACUUGAAGAUGUGUUUCUUCCUGUCCACAAUCCUGAGAGUCCCGUUUGGCUCCCAGCGACCGAUGUCUCCCGAGUGGAGCCAUCCAUCCGAGUCCAGGGCCUCCUUGGUCUUCUCCUCAUCCUGCGUCGACACCAUCACCAUCAGCACACUGUCA